This is a messenger RNA of Dromiciops gliroides (monito del monte), 9275 nucleotides long. RefSeq names its product C2 domain containing 3 centriole elongation regulator (gene C2CD3). The transcript is spliced from 34 exons. Gene Ontology annotation, biological process: centriole elongation; cilium assembly. Gene Ontology annotation, cellular component: centriolar satellite; centriole. The record is from RefSeq and is a predicted model, not a curated record. The coding region runs from base 311 to 7381 and encodes 2356 amino acids. NCBI's taxonomy places the organism in Eukaryota, Metazoa, Chordata, Mammalia, Microbiotheria, Microbiotheriidae.
GGGUUUCGUUACCAGGAGAGCAGCUAGCAAUGCAUCCUGGGCUUUGUAGUUUUUCUGGGAAGAAACAGCCCUAACGCGCCUUCCUUACCCGCCCUGGGGAGCUAAGAUUAUUGUUGAAGGCGGCGGCCUGUGGCUUCCCUGAGUUUCCCAGGAGGCCCUGCGGAGGCGGCGGUUGCGAGGAAACGCGCGCGCGGAGAGGCUGGGUGAACCUUGGCGGGACGCUACAGCUGCCCUGGCGGAGUGUGAGGGGCUGUUGGGCAGCCCGCGGCUCCGGCUCCAGAGCCUCAGGGACUGAAAGCACCCCAACGCCAUGAAACAGCGGAAGGGUCCGGGAGCUGGGGGUGGACGCAGCCGCAAGAAGAAAGGUCUGAGUGAUAUUUCACCAUCCACAAGUCUACCACCUCUGGUUGAAGGUCAGCUGCGAUGUUUUCUGAGACUAACCAUUAGUAAAAUACUCUGGAUGGUUGUGAAGCCCCCAACUCCUGUUCUCAUCCGAGUGAGAUGGUGGGGGGAGACAUCAGAUGGAACUAUAUUUUGUCCCAGGGAUGCCUCCCUAAUUGAACAAAAAACUGUGAGAACAACAACCCGUUAUGCUAUUCGUUGUGGACCAAAGCAGUUUACUUCUUAUCUAACAGAUAUGGCUGCCCUUGUCCUGGAAGUAAUUACCAAACCUGAUCACCUCCCUGUGGGGAGAGCCCAAAUCAGUGGAUUGUCGAAGUUGUCUCCAACUUAUCCAAUCAGUGGAUUUUUUACAAUUGUCUCACCAACAUCCAAGAAGCUUGGAGAGAUCCAGAUAUUGCUUGCAUUAGAACCUUUGUCAGCAACUUUUGACAACUGUAGCUCUUUCACCACUGACAUGAGUGGAGAUGCACUGUUGCUGGAUCAGGGAUUCAGAGAAAAUGUUGAACCCAGCAAACCUCAGCUUUCUGGGAUGACACGGUCUCAUAGACUUCCUGUGACCAACACUGGUGGGAAAGAGUCAUUAACAAGUAGUAGAGCUACCACUCCCAGGGGAAAGGACCACUUAUACUUUCCAGAGAACUCUGUAGUGGAUUCUUUCUUGGGACCACAGACUCAUCUUAAUUCCAAGCAGCUUUUAGAGGACAAAACAGUAGAACAAGAACCUGUAAAGAAGCAGGUAUCUUGUCCCGCCAUCUCAGUACAUGACAAUCACAUUAAGAGAGCUGCAGAGAGUCACAGUGACUCACAGGUUCAUCCUUUGAACAACCCCCCCACAAAAGACCUUCUCUCAGCUCUUUUGGAGCAAGGCAAUAAACUCCGAAAUGCCAUGGUGGUUUCAACAAUGCAGUCCUGUCCAGAUGCUAAUAUAUUGAGAGAAGUUCAUUCUCCAAGAAAACAGUCUCUCAAAUCAUUAGCUCAUGUCAAACCGGCGUCUGGGAUUGGCCCUAAAAACCCAUUGAUUUCUGGGAGCAUGCACACAGUUGAAGAUUCCCUCCUUCCAACUCAAAGUAUCUUUCGUGAACAUGACCCUCAAAUUGAUGCCAAAGCAAUACAGCUGCUUCUGGGCAGGGCUGACAAGUCCUCCAGGCAUUAUUGGGAUGGCUUAGGUUCCCCUCCUGAGUCCCUCUCACCUGGCAGUGAUGAAUACUAUAGCAGUGAAUUGAAUGAUCCUCAAUAUGAUCUAAGUCUGCUAGAGAGCUUGUUUUACAUGACGUCGAAAGCUGAUUCCAGUGGGAGUGAUGUUCACAGUGAAGAUGAUGACAAAAUGCCACCUGAGAAAAUAGUCCAGUCAAGAAAUAUUGCCCAGCAUCCCAAGGCAGUGAAUUCGAGUCAUCAUGGUCAAAAGACAACAGUGGGAAAGAAACCUAAAAGUUCUGCUGUGCAACCAACCUGCUCAGAGAGUCCCAGGAAAACUGAAGUGAUCACACUGAGUUUAGAUAGACUGGCCCUGUUGGGUCGGAUACGCUCAGCCAGAGUUGUCAUUGAAGCACUGGGAGUGCCCCCAGAGAGUCCCCAGGUGACCCCAGGCAAAACAAGCAUACCUGCCAGACCACCCAGAUCAAACUCAGCCAGAAAGCGCACUUUCUUUGUGGAAUACCACUUUCCUAUUGAUGCCUCCAGAAGUGACACAGAAGAUAUUUCAGUGACCACAGAAAUUAUCCGACUAGCUUCCAGUAAAAUUACAGGGGGAGUAGUGAAAUUUCAGCAGCGAUACGUGUUCCCUGUACGUUUUGAUGGAACAAUGAUAGAACACUGGUGGAAAGCUGAUCUCACUUUCAAAAUAUACAUGAAGAGAAGCACACAGAGAAAGGCAGAGUUAAUUGGUUCAGCAGUGCUUCCUCUGCAAGAGGUCAUUUGCUCAAACCUGCUCUCUUUCAGUGGCCAGCUGCCCAUGGAGGAGAAAAGCCAGGCAUCAUUUGGACCUCUCAAGGUCUCAGUACAGCUUGCAGUUGAUAGCAAAGAUGUUAAUGGCACAAACUCUAAGUCACUCAGUGGUACCCAGCAGCCUCCAGUGGCUGUUCCUACAAGCCCGGCCAAACAAUUCCCAGGAGCAGGUCAAAGUGCUGCCCAUGGCAAAAAUCCUCAAGCCUGGACUAAAGUUAAUGAAGUUACUUCAAAGCAAAAAGAAUACUUAGGACACUGGGACCCAGAUCCAGCCUGCCUCACUGGACUGAAGCCAUCAAUACCCAGGGCUUUGUCACCCUCCAACAGCACAGGAAUUCUAAUAGACAAAUCAGCAGAAGAAAAACCUCUGCUAUUACAUGUCUUGUUGAUGGUGCCUGAUGGAAAAGACUUUGUUACUGGAACAUCUGAAAAGCAGCAAACAUGCAAUGUAUAUUUAAACUGUAAACUCUUCAGUACAGAGGAGGUAACGAAAUCCGCUAUCAUAUGGGGCACAACACAGCCAGCUUUCAACUUCACCCAGGUAACACCUGUCUCUUUGACCCCCAAGUGUCUGGAAAGACUCAAGAACAAUGUAAUGGUAAUUGAGGCAUGGAACAAGGUUCGGAGCCCAGGACAGGACAAACUGCUUGGGCUGGUGAAGCUCCCUCUCCAUCAGUUUUAUGUGUCAUUCAGAGACCCCAAGAUUUCUCACCUGCUUCUUGAAGCUCAGUACCCAGUGGUUGCAGUUGACAGCUACAUACCGGUGAUAGAUGUGUUCACAGGACAUCAGAAUGGAAGCCUUCGGGUAUUUUUAGCUAUGGGCUCUGCUAAUCAGAUAACAGCCCUGCAAAGGUUGAAGAAUGAAGAUGGACCAGUCCCUUCCUACAACACCAGGCCAGCUCAUUUUCUGGACCAGCCACAUACAUCUCUUGUUAUGCAAAGAGAUGGUCAGGGAGAUGGACUGAUAGAGCAUCAAUUCGAGAUCCAUGUGGAAAAAGUUAAAGGACUCAUCCCCCUCCAGUCGACAGUCUGGGGAGAAGCAGAUUGUUAUGUCCAAUACUGCUUUCCUAUUCAAGACUCAAAGGAUAGUGCAUUAAAAGGAACUAAGUUACCUGAAAGUGGAAUUACUCUAAAGCCUUUUCGUUCAGCAACUACACUGUGUGUCCCUGACCCCAUCUUCAACCACAAAUACCUUCAUUCUCUCUUGCUUCCACCGGAAAUCCCAGUGCAGAGGCUUUUGCUCAGUGCCUUCUCAGUGUGCGGGCUGGUGCCUGGAGGAGGAGUCCAGUUUGAAAUCUGGUGCAGGUACUAUUAUCCCAACGUCAGAGAACAAAUGGUUGCCAGAGGCUCAUUGCCAUUAUCCCGACUGUGUGCCAUGGUGACCAUGCAGCAUCAUGAGAAUGUGGGACUACAGACCUUUAACCUACCUUUAUUCCCCAGAUCAGAGAACAAGGAUGAAUUCCAGGCCCAGACAGCAGGUCUGCUAGAUGUGAGCUUAAGGUACAGACACACAACCAGGACAUCGGGAGGAAUCAUUGCUGCUCGAGCAGUCUCUAUCUCAGUGCACAUUCACAGAGCCAGUGGCUUACAAGCAGCAGCGAGAGUCAUCGCUGAGCAGGAGCCUUCUUUGCGAUACAGUGCAACAGUAGGUGUUAAUACUUCAGUUACCACACAUCUCUCCUUCCUGCCCAAGGGAGAGCAACGGCAAACCCACCCUGUGGCCCGCACCUUCUGCCCUGAAUUCUCUCACCACAUGGAGUUCCCCUGCAAUCUGGUGACCCAACACAGCAGUGGUGAAGCCUGUUUUCUGGCAGAGCUGUUAGAAUUUGCCGAGGUUACUUUCUCUUUGUAUCACCAAGACACAAAGCCAGGUAGUCACUCAGAUCACAUUCAGCCUUUAAGAGAGUAUCUCCUUGGAAUAGUCAGGAUUCCAAUGAAAGAUUUGCUUAUCAAAAGGUCAGGAAUUACAGGGUGGUAUCCAGUCAUCUUGCCUGAGGACCUGGCUCCAGCACAAAACACAGACAUCAUGCAGAUGAUCGUGGGUGGCCUGGAGCUAUCAGUUUCCUUUGCCCAUUCUGGUGAUAGAGAACGAGUCUUGGAAGCUGCUAAACUUCUGGGCUGGAAUUUUGAGGAAAACCCUGCUGACCUCCUCACAGAUGUUGAGGAGUGGCCAGCUACCAUCACCAUCUCCACCCCAAGAGCAUGGCUGCCCACCCAUUGUAUGUUACUGGCUGGCCAGACACAUAUCCACAAAGCUACCCAUUGCUAUCUUCGCUAUAAGCUAUAUGACCAAGAGGGGUUCUGGACCCCACUCAGAAAACCAAAGUUAACCACAGAUGAAAAACAAGUCACAGUGACAUUCACGACGACCAAAAAAGUAGAUGUUAACAUGGGACCAUCCCUGCUUUGGUACUUCAGGGAAGAGAAACUGGAAAUCCAGGUGUGGAGGUCAUAUGGGAAUGACAGUGUGGAAAGGCCCCAUCUGACAGACACCUUGAUUGGGUCAGCCUGUGUGGACCUUUCCAGGCUCUGUGUGAAGACAACAAAGACAGUGACUGUUAGCGGUGUUUAUCCUGUGUUUGGGCGAGGUGCCUCCAACUUGUCAGGGGCAGCAGUUCGAGUUCACAUUGUUGUCGCUGCAGAAAAGUAUGCUUCUUUUCCCCCGGGGCCUGCUCACCAGCCUAACUACACAGAAGACAGCAGUAAUAGUGACUCAGAAGGGAUUUCCCACCAAGAGGACCGUGAAGAGCCUGAAAAGAGUGACUCCAAGAAGCCUUCUUGUUCUGAGGGCCCCCAGGCAAAGAGUCCCCCUGCUGAAGCAGGCACAGUGGAUCUGGAAGGCACAUUUGCUGUCAGCAUCUUAGUGGAAAGAGCAAUGCACUUAAGUUUAAAAGGAAGCCCCCUGACUGAACGGAAUGUCACAGCACCCAGUUGCUGUGUGUCAUUUGCUGCUGCUGAUGUGAGAUCCCCAAUAUAUACUCCUGUGAUUGAGAAUACAGACUCACCUGUGUGGGACUUUCAGCAGGAAACCAGGUUAUCCAAAGAACUUCUACUAGACUCCCAACAAACCCUGGUCUUCAAAGUUUGGCAUAAAGCAGAUGUGGAACGGGUGAUUGGCUUUGCUUCUGUGGACCUCUCACCUCUUCUCUCUGGAUUCCAGUUUGUUUGUGGCUGGUACAAUAUUGCAGACUUCAGUGGACAAUGCCAGGGGCAGAUUAAAGUUGCUAUCUCCCCCCUGGAAAGCAUCAUUCAUCUCAAAGAAGAAAGGCUAGCAAGGCAGGGGGCCAAGGUGUCUGGCUUAACACAGAUUCCAAAGUAUAGUCCAUUUUCCUUCUCAACCUCUGCAUUUCCCAGUUGCAUGGGAAGAUAUUCCCUAGGUCAGCCAGCCCAUGGCUCUUCAAAAGAUAUUAAUGUGUCUUCUCCUAAGAGAAGUGGACCUUUGAAAAGCCAGACAUCUCGUCAUGAAGAGCAUAUGCAGAAUGUUCGCAGAUUUCAUGAAUCUUUGCAGCAAGCUGAAGGGAUUAUUCAGAAUGACAGCCAAGUGGACCCACUAGCUUUUUCAUCCCAUAAUUCACUCCUGACCUCUCUCAGGAAAAACCUAAAUGAACUAGAUCAGAUUCAGAAGUACUUUAACCAGAAGUUAACCAAGUCUUAUCCUCAGCUCACUUUCAGCCACUCAGCCCAGCCACCCCAGGAGAGCAGAGACAGUCAUCAAGGAACUGAGACAAGGAGCCCGGACUUCGGGAGCCUCCACAUUUUAGAAAAAUCAAAUUACUUGGUAUCUCAAGUCAGCACCCUGAUUACUGAUCUGCAGACCCUAACCAAGGAUUCUCCAUCGUUGUCAAAUAUUCAUCAGGUAGAGAAUGAAGACCCUGAAGGCAAGAGCUUCCUAAGGACUUAUAGAGCAGAAGAUAAAGAAGAGAGAAAUGCUGUACCCCAGGACCAACCCUUCCCUCUCUCUCUUGAAAUACCACCACUUGGAAAGAAAACACUGGGUAAGUUCCUAGAACAAGAAGCAAAAGAAAAUAACCUUCCAUUGGCCUCAGAAGUGAUUGAGAUUGAAGAGGAUUCUGAGGUAGUCCAAACCUCCAGUGAAGACGACUAUGAAGAAGCUGUCAUAGAACCCAGAACCCUCAAUGAAAUUACAACCAUGACAGAUAAGACCAGUCCUUGGUCUAGUAUUACAUCAGAAGAAGAUGUAGGAGUUGACCUUCUGCCAAGAGAGGUAAAGAAAGAUGACCUUUCUACUUCAAUCUCAAAACACUCCCUCAGAGAAGACCAGAGUGUCGAGAGUAAUUUCCACCCCAGGAUGCAACAGGACAGCUGCUUGCAUCUACCCAACAAGAGCCAGAUUUCCCCUGGUCCUGCGGCAGAAACAGACAUUGUCUGCAGAGUGAGUACAGAUAUCGGUCAUCAUCACAAGAGCUCCAGAGCAGAAGCGUUAUCUCAAGUAGGAGAUUCUAGCAAGGGCAGAAGGUUCUCUCUGGUCCUUGAAACAGCACAGGAAGAGAAGCUGGAAUCCAGUGAGUCGAAUGAUUCUUCAGACAAUGGAGAUUUUGCUCUUGAUCAAAUUGUCUCAGUUCCCCGAGCUGGAACCUCCUGUUUAGAUGAGAACUGUGAAAACAAGAGUAGCAGUCAUGACAAGAAGCUGUCUACAGUGUUGUCAUCAUCCAGAAGUAGUGAAAAGCCUGACGUCCUCUUGGCAGAGUCAGAGAAGUCCCCAAAGCAGAGCCUCCUACUACCAGAGCCAUUGGUGGUCCCUAAUUUCUUCCUUUCACCCAAGCACUUGGAGGAGUCAAUGAGGAUGCUCUCCCUCUCUGCAGCUUCACCAUCAAUCAUGGUCCAUCAGCAGUCCCUGUCUCAGCAGGGGAAGAAUGUGCCAAGGAGGGGAAAGGGAAGAAAUCAGUCUACAAAGAGCAUCCAGCACCAAAGGCCUGGCCGGCCCAGACCAAACCUGCCCCCACCAGAUCUGCCCAGAAAAGAGGCACAGAGGAUCGCCAAGAUCUUCUCUUCCCAGUAUUCCCAGAAGGACUAGACUGUACCCAACCCCUCACCCCUUUCCCUAAUGUACCCCAAGCACAACCACAAAGGAGAGGUCAGAUAUGCCUGCCUCUGGCAACCACUCUGCCACAUACCAGAUAAGGAAUCUCCAGGCCAGGGAUCCCAACCAUCCCUCAUGAGGCUGAUGGGGAUGACAGUUGGAAUGCACGUGCCACGGAGAGAGCAGAUCCUCCUUUGUGAACAAGGAAUCAGAGCGGGAAGCUUCCCACAGAACUCUCUUUCAUGGAGUAACCACAGCAGUGAGCCCAUUCAAGAUGGGGUCUCUGCCCUUGGAUGCUGUAUCCACCCACAGCUGAGUCUGCUCAAACUACUGGAAAGGGUAGGAAUAGAAUCAUUUUGUUAGAUUGUGUGAACCACUGGGGAAAGGGGAAAAUCACCCCCUUAGAAGUUUUUUUAGGAAAUUGUCUUAAAUGAAAACCAUGCUUUUAACUUAUUGUCUUGGACUCGGGGGAACCUCAACCUGUCUCAAUAAAGCCGUUUGUACUUGUGUCCUGGGCACUGCUAUUCCCAGGGAUUGAUUUUGGUUUUUCUUAAGAGAAUGUUGAAUUUGGGGCCUUCACCACCAAGAUCACCUAGGCCCUCUGUCAAAGCAAUGCCCACCCAAUGGAGAGGUUCUGCAAGGAGAAAGACCAAGCCAGAUGCCAGUUCCACCAGGAUUUUGAGUGCUUAAUAACAGUGCCCAUUUCUCUAACAGUUUACAAAGUAUUUCCCUCACAACAAUCUUCAUGGUAAGGUAGGUAUCAUGGAUUAUUAACUCCAUUUAACAGAUUAGAAAACAGCCUACUAAUACACAACAGAGCCAGAAUUCAAACUCAAGACUUCUGAUUCCAAGGAGUUGGAAUGUAAAGUUGUAAAGAUCUAUCAUACCACACUGCCUUUUGCUACUCUCUUUCUGCCACAUUGGCCUUUCCCAGCCAGCCUUAGGGACUUGCUUUUUCAUGGACACCCUCUUCUUACCACUUUGUUUAGCUGAGAGUAAGGUGGGAUUUUCUAAUAAUAACUAAGGGAAACAGGCAUAGCAUGGAUAAGAAGGUUUGUCUUGAAGUCAUGAAAACCCAAGUUCAAAUCCUGCUUCUGACAUAAAACUAUUUGAUCAGGGAUAGCCACUAUAUUUCUAGUGGGAAGAUAUAUGCACAACAUUUCAGAGUAAGAAGAAACUUGAGCACUCAUCUAGUCUAACUCAUAAUCAGAAAAGAAUCCCCCCUACUACACAGUGAACAAGUGGUCAUUCAGCCCUUCCUGAAGACCUCUAAUGAAAGGGGUUUCAUAGGUUGUGCAGAGAUGAUAGGGCAAUAGUACAGUGACUGGCUCAUGCUGCUUAAAUAUACCCAAUUAACAGUCGGCUACUUCCAGAUUAUUUGAUAUUUUAAGCGUUGGUCUUUUCUAUCAUUAGUUCUAAGUGAGGCUGAGCACCACCUUCCCUGGUUCUUGGGCUGGAAAUGGUAAAUCUCCUCUACACAUGCACUCUUUUUCUUGUUUGUUUUGUUUUUUGGCAGGGCAAUGAGGGUUAAGUGACUUGCCCAGGGUCACACAGCUAGUACCUGUCAAGUGUUUGAGGCCAGAUUUGAACUCAGGUCCUCCUGAAUCCAGGGCUGGUGUUUUAUCCACUGUGCCACCUAGCUGCCCCAACACAUACACACACUCUUGAUGUUGAACUCCUAACCUUGUUUGGACUUUAACUUACUAGUUGGUUUUAGAAAUGCUUGCUACAGUUGAGGGCAAUCUCACUAUCAUUUCUAGUCUCCUCCCCAACCAGGUGACUUCCCAAUAGUAAUCAACCCAGGAUACAAAAAGGGAUAACACUGAACGAGAGAUAUGAUUUAUAAAUAAAUAUAGGGGGGUGGCGCCAAGAUGGCAGAGGAAAGACA